Molecule: messenger RNA, 2845 nt
Organism: Melozone crissalis (California towhee)
Lineage: Eukaryota; Metazoa; Chordata; Aves; Passeriformes; Passerellidae
Gene: DTWD2
Product: DTW domain containing 2
Exons: 6
Coding region: 1-816 (271 amino acids)
Source: RefSeq, a predicted model, not a curated record
AUGGAGGGGAGCGGCGGCGGCGGCGGCGGGACGGAUCCGGGCCCGGCCGCGGCCCCGGGCGGGGAGGGCGAGGGCUGCGAGGGGCUGUGGGAGCUGCCGGUGGAGUGCUGCGAGAGGCGGCCCGUGUGCGGGCGCUGCAGCCGUCCUCAGAAGGUGUGUUUGUGUCCUUUCCUGCCUGUACAUCCGCUAAAGGUCUCUACCUGCCUGUAUAUAAUUCAGCAUCCAGCAGAGGAAAGUCGAGUGUUAAGAACGGUACCUUUGCUAGCAGCUUGUCUCCCUCCAGACAAGUGCAAAAUUUUGGUUGGUCGACGUUUUAACGAAGACAGGUAUCCUGAAUUAGCAACUGUGUGCAGAAAUCCCAAUACUCUAAUUUUGUAUCCUGGAGCUGAAGCAACCAAUUUGGAAGAAGUUGCAGUGAUGUCUUCUAGUCCAUCUGUUAUGAUUAUCAUCGAUGGAACAUGGAGUCAGGCUAAAGACAUAUUUUACAAAAAUUCUCUCUUCCGCCUUCCCAAGCAAGUGCAGUUAAAACCCAGUAUUUCAAGUCAAUAUGUAAUUCGUACACAACCAACAAACACCUGUCUGUCUACUCUUGAAUGUGCAGCUGUUGCUCUUUCCAUCAUGGAAAAAAAUAAGAGUAUACAAGAGACUAUACUCCAUCCACUUCAAGCUUUAUGCUCUUUCCAACUUCAGCAUGGUGCCCAGAUCCAUCACAGCAAGGAACAUCUUCUCAAAAAUGGCUUAUAUGACAAGCCCAUGCCAAAGAAUAAACGCAAACUCAGAAGAAUGGAGCUUCUGGUGAAUAAUGUUAAAAUAUAAGAAAGCUGUACUGACUGUACAGAGGGAUUUAUUUGCAGCUAGCAAAUGAAUAUGAAUCUGGAUUUGAUCCAAACAGUUGACUAUACUCUAAUAAAACACCUUUUAGGUUCUUCUUAGGCAAGAGUUUAUCUACCAGUGUGACAAACAGUAACGGACAAGCUUUUUCAUUUGUGCACUAACCCAGGUGCCUUUGUUCAGAUGAUGGAGGAGCAUUCUCAUUUCCUGUAGAGAAGAGGAAGAAAACUGAACAUAAUUUAGACUUAUGUUAUUGCUUGGGUGUCAGAUAUGAUCCUCAGUAUGACUGGAUGAAUUUAUUUUGGAAAGACUUUUACCAGUACAAAAAGACAAGAAAUAUGAAUAUGGAUGUGAUAGAAUGGUAAGGCCUCAGCAGUUAGAAUUAUGUUGAAUAUUACUGAGGUUUUUAGCUUCAGUAUCUAACUACAGUAGACUUUCAAAGCGUAAUUUCCGAUAUUCUUUAGUUCAGAUGAACAUAAGGCAUGUUAUUUGGACAGUUCUUUCUAACUUUGAGAUUUUUAUUUCUUCUAUAAUUAGAACUCCUUUUUGUAAAUUUACUUAUUUUUUUACAAUGCAGUCAAGUUUAGUUUCUCCCAGAAUUAAUUUUUAAAUGAAGUCUGCAUAUGUUUUUACAAGAAAUUGACCAAUUCUGACUUAGGAAAAGAAAAGUAGAAAUCGUGAUUUUUGGAAUUAUAACUCAGGUGCUUUGCUUUUAUUUGAGCAAAAAUUAGUCUUCCACAGAUGGGGAGAUGCUGUGGAUGUAAAUACAUCAUACCCAUACUCUGACAUACAAUGAUUAUGCUACUAAAGGAAUUAAACAAGCCCAGUGCAAACUGCUCUGUAAGAAGUAUGAUGCAAUGACAAAUGAUUAUAUCUGGUUACAGCCAACUAACAUAAUUAUAGAUCCUCUAGGCUUCAUGUGUUUAGUUUUUCACUUCUAACAAUGGUAUAAAUGUACUUCUUUCUAAUGGGAAUUGCUAGAAGCAGAAGAAUUGGGUAUUUUUACAGGCUUUCUGAAAUAAUAUUUUAUGAUCUGGAGGGAAAAGUAAAGUGAAGUAAAGGUUCUGAUAGUCCUUUCUUCUACAUAGAUGCCUCCUGCAUUUAAGAGAUUAAAAUGCUUAAUUGUUUGUCUUUACUGUCAGUUCCCCUCUAGGUAACAACAUGAAGCUAAUUGGGUACUAAUUAGUCUUAGAAAAAGAUAUUUUGUCUUUACUUUAUGAUCUGUAAGACAAGAAACUACAGGAGUGUGGUGGAGGUGGGAUGAGGGUAUGUGUAAGCACAACUAAAUGAAAGCUUUUCUGCAAUUAAUAAGAGAGGUCAAAAUUAGGCCAGAGAUUAGCUAAGAAGUUUUAGUUGACCCUGAGCUAAUAGUGACCUUUUGUUUAGGCACAGAUAAACAAUGUAAUUUGUCUGGCUGUGUGAGCAAAGCUUAUAUAACCUUUUCCUUUUCUCCCGGUCUAGAUAAAUCCGGUGUCUGUCACUAAAUUCAGCAAAGCUGAAUUAGUUUUGACAAAUCUGAAGCAAACCAGUCUCAUAUGAUUAAUGAUAGCAUAGAUGCACUUUUGUUCACAUUGGAAUAGAGCAAGGGCAUGUUUAUUCCUGUAGCACACCAAUCUCCAGGCUAACUUGGAGUCUGAAGUUGGAGUCUUGUGUAAUUUGUGUGCAGAACCUUGUGUGGGAUGCUGUGUCCACUUACCUGCUAGACUGGUAAUCUUCCUUCCCUGUGCCCUGGGACAUGGUCAAUAACUCCUUGAGGAAACAUGGGUAUCAAUUAAGCUUUAUUGUUCAUGUCAUAUUUACAUACAUGGAUGAUGUUUGCAUUUGAUGUUGUAUACGUUAAUUUAAUUUAGCUAAUUUUAAAUUGAUCUCCAGAAGCAGUGUAUCUUUUGACUUACAUUUUGAAGUUUAUUUUACCAGGCAGAAGAUUUUAGGUGUCUUUACAUAAUAUGUGAGUUUAUAUUAUAGGGAACAGAAAGAAAUUUGUAUUACAGCCUGGGAUUCAUAGCCAUCUGCA